Molecule: messenger RNA, 548 nt
Organism: Ceratitis capitata (Mediterranean fruit fly)
Lineage: Eukaryota; Metazoa; Arthropoda; Insecta; Diptera; Tephritidae
Product: larval cuticle protein 8-like
Exons: 1
Coding region: 113-421 (102 amino acids)
Cellular component (GO): chitin-based extracellular matrix
Molecular function (GO): structural constituent of chitin-based larval cuticle
Source: RefSeq, a predicted model, not a curated record
AAGAAUAUGAAUCCAUCAUUCAAUCACGAGACGUCGAUAAAGCACAGCACACCUAAGUAGCUGCCAAAAAGUACCUGACAUCAUAUACAAAAAAAUUAAAACACAAAUCAAAAUGAAAUUCGUCAUCGUUUUCGUCGCACUCUUCGCCGUCGCUUUGGCUGCACCACCACAGCAGCAAGUUGAAAUUGUGCGUCAGGACUCCGAUGUGCAACCCGAUGGCUACCGUUUCGGUUAUGAGACCAGCGAUGGUUCGAAGCACGACGAGGAGGGUAAACUUAACAACAUCGGCACCGAUGAAGAGUCCAUCUCAGUGCGUGGUUCUUUCAGCUUUGUCGCCGACGAUGGUCAGGUCUACACUGUCAACUAUAUUGCUGAUGAGAAUGGUUUCCAACCACAAGGCGCUCAUUUGCCAGUCGCUUAAGCAAUAGUUUUUUCAUGGUAAAAGAAUGUGUCGGUGUGUCGGGCGAAGGCCUUUUUUGUUCGUUGUGAAAGUAUUAUUGAAAGAGAAAAUAGAUAAAAAAAUAAAAUUAUUUUAAUACAGUUUAAAA